GCCAAAACCAAGAUUCGAAGUAACAACAGAGAUUCUGAUUGGUUCUUCUGACACCCGCGAGGGGUUGCAAGCGAAGAUUUGCGAAAGGGUUUAUUGUUUCUUCCUUUCGGGAGCCGAAAUUAUUUCAUAACAGUUCUACAAUCAAAUAAGGCGAAAAAUGGCUGGGGGCAAGGCCGGAAAAGACAGUGGCAAAGCGAAAGCAAAGGCGGUAUCUCGCUCCCAGAGGGCUGGACUGCAGUUUCCAGUGGGACGUAUCCACAGGCACUUGAAGACCCGCACAACCAGCCAUGGUCGUGUGGGAGCCACAGCGGCCGUCUACAGUGCAGCUAUCCUCGAGUACCUCACCGCUGAAGUGCUGGAGUUGGCAGGAAACGCCUCUAAAGAUCUCAAGGUGAAGCGUAUCACCCCCCGUCACUUGCAGCUCGCCAUCCGUGGUGAUGAGGAGUUGGACUCUCUCAUCAAGGCAACGAUCGCAGGAGGCGGUGUGAUCCCUCACAUCCACAAGUCCCUCAUUGGAAAGAAGGGUCAGCAGAAGACUGCAUAGAUGCAGUGUUUUAGCUGAAAUGUUGGUGCUUGGGUUGGACCAGAUAUUUUGUUUUCAUUUUUCCUUUUUUUUUAUUAAUAUUAUAGCUAAAGAAGAGUGAUUUUUAGAAUUUGUUAUUGUAAUAUUCUCCCCCAUAAUCAUGGAAAAAGCCCACAUUAGAAGGAAGAGGGAGGGAUGCUUAUUGUUACUGUAGAACGUCUGACUGGGGAGUUCUUCAUUUGUUAAUUGUAAUUUGUUUGAUUGGCCUGGGAUUCUGUAAUGUUUUAUACAAAAAAAUGGACUUGUUAAACCAUUUUUAUACAAAAAACCAA
Molecule: messenger RNA, 855 nt
Organism: Gadus macrocephalus (Pacific cod)
Lineage: Eukaryota; Metazoa; Chordata; Actinopteri; Gadiformes; Gadidae
Product: histone H2A.V
Exons: 5
Coding region: 158-544 (128 amino acids)
Cellular component (GO): nucleosome
Molecular function (GO): protein heterodimerization activity; DNA binding; structural constituent of chromatin
Source: RefSeq, a predicted model, not a curated record